AUGGGAAUGGCUGAGGUUCCCUUCUUAGGUUAUCCAUACACUUGGAACAACUGCAGGCAAGAGGGAAGCUUCAUUGAGGAAAGAUUAUACCGUUUCUUUUCAUCUCCAGACUGGACACUUGCAUUUCCUCAAACUAGAGUUAAGCACAUUCCACUUUUAUCCUCUGAUCACUUCAUGAUCCUACUGAGCACAAAUGAAAAUGCAUCCACCUACAAGAAGAGGUUCUAUUUUGACACAAGAUGGGUGAAAGAGGAAGGCUUUACCUCUACUGUCGAAAAAGCAUGGAAUUUGGAUAAGGAUCUAAGCGAUGAUCUGUAUGCCAUACAGGAAAGAAUAAAAAAUGUUCGAGUUUCCCUCCUGAAACUGAGAUUAAAGAAGGUUAGUGACCUAUUGAAUGCUGAUGGAUCGUCAUGGGACAAGGAUUUGAUUGAUCAGUCUUUCAGCCCAGAGGAAGCUUCUCUCAUUUUGAACACACCUUUGAAUAGCAGAGGUCAGAGAGACACAUUAUCUUGGCAUGCCCACAAGCUUGUUACAACUUUUACUUAA
Messenger RNA from Striga asiatica, 546 nucleotides. The record is from the annotation of a GenBank genome assembly. Lineage: Eukaryota; Viridiplantae; Streptophyta; Magnoliopsida; Lamiales; Orobanchaceae.